GUUUCUGAGAGCUUUAGUGCCUUACUUUCGAUAAAAAUAAAAAAAAGGUAAGAACGAGACUCGGUCACGUCACUCCCAAGGGGCGAGGGCACCAGGAGUAUAUCUACUGUGCAAUUCAUCUUCUCGUCACAAUCGAGGAAAGACCAGCAAGACAGAGGCAACAUGAAGAUGCAGAUGUUGGUGUUGUUGGCCGUAGCAGCCAGUCUGUCCGAGGGACGGAUAUUCUCCAAAUGUGAGCUGAAGAGCUUAUUGGAGGAGGCGGCCCUCAAAUUCAACCUGACUGCGAAAGCCAAAGUGAAGAACCUGACAAACAAGGAUUUUGUGGCUAAAAGUAAGUUACAUUACAUAACCCAAUGCUUUAAAAAAAAAAAAAUCUGAAGGAAUGGUUAAAUACUGUGGACUGGUUUCCCGGAACACAGAUGAAGCCUAGUCCCGGACUGAGAAACUCUUUAAAUCGAGAUUCUCAAUUGAAAUGGCUUUUUAUUAUGACCAGGCUAAAUCUGUGUCUGGGAAAUCGGCCCUAGGAGUCUGAUUGUAAAGUAACGCUACAUGUUUGUUGCCUCUUCCAGUCGUCUGCCACGUGGAGAAGGCCACAGGGUUCAACAGCAGUUUUGUGACUGCUUGGAGGGAUGACGACGGCCCUGAUGUCCUCUCAACCCGCCCUGCUAAAGUUAAUGACCGCCAUCGCCCCGAGCCCCCUCAUAGGAGGGGGAAGAGACACGCCGGGGAUGAUGUCCACCCUAACCACCCUAACCACACUGCUAACAAUGACAACCAUCCUACCCAUCCUACCCACCCUAACCACCCUAACCACCCUACCCCUCCUACCCAUCCUACCCUUCCUAGACGCCCUGAGCAGCCUCCUAAGAGGGGUAAGAGACACGCUGGGAAUCACUUCACCUCAGGAGAAGACUCCAGCGAAGAAGAGACCAUGGGAACCCUCUACGGCUUGUUCCAGCUGAGCGAUCGUGUGAUUUGUUCCUCGGGCUCCACUCCAUCUCUGAACCUUUGCCAGAUGAACUGCAGUGGUGAGUUCAAUGUGUCAAUGUGCUCAAAAUGCUCAAGCCUAUGACAAAACCUAUGUAUCUAAGUGGUCAAGAUGCUCGAGCCUACGACAAAAUCUAUGUAUCUAAGUGGUCAAGAUGCUCAAGUCUGUGAGAAAAUACACAACAGGUUUAUUAAUAGGGUAGUUGGAUGUUAGAUUCAAAUGUCUUGUAUGACAGUGUUCAGUUAAGGAUCUCUGUUGGGCUUUUUGUUUCUCUCAAGCUUUGAUUGACGACAACAUAAGUGAUGACUUAACCUGUGUGGAGACGAUCAAACGGACAAUGUAAGUGUUUGGUUUUGAGGUGGAUGUGUUCUCUCCGGUUUCUUCAUGUGUUAAUAUACUUGUUUGUAAGUGCAGGAAUUCUUAUUCACUUUUAGAUUGUCUUUUUUUUUCUUCAUUCAAACAGGGAAAUUGGACCCGGUCAACAAACAAAGGCUCUAAAGAGAAUGUAAGUAUGCAAAUGAGAAAUUGUGUAUUUUACAUUUUGUAAAGACAUUUUAUUUCCAUCAUAUCAAAGCGAGUUAAUUGGUUGGCAUUCAAUGUUUAAAUGUGUGAAAAGUUCUAUGAGAACGUCACUUUAGGACGUCCUUUUAGUGAAUUUAUGCGAGCACCUCUAAGGGUUGUAACUGAAUAUGGACAUUUUAACGCUUUCUUGAUGGAAUUAUUCAUAUUGGUUUUAAUUAUCUUGUAGGAUCAAGCUGCUCUUCCAGAAGGAGUGUGACAUGACGGUCGCCUCUAGCUACUUUUCCAAGUGUUGAGAAGCCAUGUUAGACGACAAUCCCCCAAUUACAAAAGAUCCGAAUUGGGCUGCCCCCGUGUAAACGCAGCCGUGGUGUGUAACAUGUAUAUCUCACCAGCUUCAUGUUCACAAAGUACAGCGGAAUAGAAUGUAGCGUGUAGAAAGAAUAAACACGGACAUUACAUUGA
Molecule: messenger RNA, 1972 nt
Organism: Coregonus sp. 'balchen'
Lineage: Eukaryota; Metazoa; Chordata; Actinopteri; Salmoniformes; Salmonidae
Source: the annotation of a GenBank genome assembly